AUGGCUCGAUCAACUUUCUGGAGCAUCAUUGUGCUGGUGCUUGACGCUGCUACAGACAUACUCGCUUCCAGCUGGGCAACUGCUAACGUGCUACCUACGCAGCUGAUCAAGAAGCUUUCGGCUACCCCUACACUAAGCGCCCAGCACGAUGGUCAACGGACAGGUGCCCUCGCCGACUCGCAGGCCGCCCUCCAGGCAAACAAAGCCACAUUCUUCUUUCAAUUAGAACGAGAGCUCGACAAAGUCAACGCCUUUUACCUGCAAAAAGAGGCAGAGCUGAAAAUCCGCCUCAAAACCCUUCUCGACAAGAAAAAGGUCAUCCAAUCUCGUCAAGGCAUUUCGAGGCGUUCAUCAAAAUUCACAACGCUGGAAGAGGGCUUUCAACAAUUCGCCACCGACCUCAGCAAACUCCAACAGUUUGUCGAAAUCAACGGCACCGCCUUUUCCAAAAUACUCAAGAAAUGGGACAAGACCUCAAAAUCGAAAACAAAGGAGCUGUAUUUGUCAAGAGCUGUUGAAGUCCAACCCUUCUUCAAUGCUACCGUAAUCAGCGAGCUAUCAGAUCAGGCUACGACAAGUUUACAAGAACUUGGUGCCUGGUCAGAUGGCAUCCAAGUCAAUUUUCAGAGCUCUGGUCAUGUCGUCACAAGCCAGCAUUUCAUGGGAACUGAUGAAGGCGAUGCUGACACACUUCUUCUCGAGACUGUUAUUACCAGCAAUUCUGACACUUUAAAGGAGCUUCUGACCAAGAUGCAGUCUGCAUCCAGCGCCGAGGCUGGUGACAAUCUUUUGAUGGACAGGGUGACUCGCACGUUCCUUGCUGCCAUCAACGAGGCGCCUCGAGUUUCUCUCCAAAUACUUCUCGACACGGGCCUCGUUGAUCUGCAUUCGUACGACGACAUCAAUGAACGAAAUUGCCUUCAUCAGGCCACCAUUUACGGCAAGGAGUACGUGCUUGAAUGGGGUCUGAAGGCUGGUGUCCCUGUUGACCGUACUGAUGUAUAUGGCCGUGUCCCUGCACACUAUGCCAGUUUGCACGGACGACUUGGCAUGCUGGAGGCUCUUCUUGAUGCAAAUACCAAGACGAUUGACCUGAUUGACCACGACAAUUUUACACCCCUCAUCCACUCCAUUAUUCACGGCCAUCUCGAUUGCGUCAAGCUAUUACUCGCCAAGUCCGCUCGUAUUGACCCCGUUUCCGAGGCCGACCAUGUUCCUCUGAAUCUUGCUUGCGAGCACGGCUCCGGGCCAGUUGUUGAGCUGCUUCUUCAGCAUGGUGCAAAGAUCCUCCCAGACGCAGAAGGACUGUAUCCUCAACACUUGGUCGCUCGCUCAGGUCAAUCUCCUGAUCUCUUGUUACUGCUCAAGCAAUUUGGGGCGGAUCUGGAUCAGAUCGACAAGCUCUAUGGGUGGACUCCUCUCGUACAUGCUGCCAGCGAGGGCAGCGUUGAGUGCCUCCAGGCACUCCUCAAGAUCGGCGCCGAUGCUAGCAUCUUGGAUGAGAAGGACCUCCCGGCCAUGUACUACGCCGCUUGGGAGGGCCAUCUGGCCUGCAUGAAGCUUCUUAGACCCUUUAACAAUCGACCUCGGGCCAGUCCUUUGGUUGCGCAACCGUUACUAGAGCCCAUGGGCAGCAGUAGUGCUCCUCAGCCUAUGACAUUAGAUCCCGACGCAAUCCCUAUUCUGGAGCUGCCGCCGCCGAUAAUUCCACUGCGACGAUAUGGACACAAUUUCCUUGACACCAAAACUGUCGUCCAAAUCAGCUUCGAUGAUGCUAGCGAACAGCCUCUCGUCUUCUUUCAAGAUGGAAAAUACCCCGCCGCUCGACUUACCAUUUCGUCUAAAAAUUCCGAACUUAUUCCGCAAAACAUCAUCUUACCCAUCCAGGAGGACACUCGUAUUGCCUCGUUCCAGGUCGACAACCUCGAUACAUUCUCUCUCGAUUUUGAUGUCUUUCCGACCUACGGUGCCAAAAUUAUUGCCAAAACGGUUGCGCUGUCCAGCACAUUCAAGAAUCCGCAAGGCAGCACGGCCUGUUGUCUGCCUCUGUUUGAUCCACGUCUUCGCGCGAUUGGUCAGAUUAGCUUCAAUACGCAGGUCAUCAAACCGUUUAAAGGACAGCCUCUCGAAAUUACGGACUUUGAGACUUACUGGAAAGCAACUAGCCAAUUCAAUCAGCCCACCAACGCUGUCGUCACUGGCUCGAGCCUUUCUGGCGACUUUGUUCGACUGUGUGUUCAAUACACAAGUGACGGAGUUCCGGUGAUCUGGCCGCAGUGGACCAUUGACUGUGGCUGGUCCGACAUUGCGGUCUGUCGCUUGAGCCUGAGCCAGUUUCAAACUAUUACUGCGCGAAGUGCAAGCCGCUCUGACCUAUCCACUUUGGCCGACAAAAAGGGUGAGAAUAUUGCCGAGAUUUACCACGUGUUGGCAACAGCUGGUGUUACGCUCAAGGAAGCGCUUGUCAUCUUGCCACAUAAUGUCCACGCCAACCUCCAGAUUCUUUACCCGACAGCCGACGAAGAACAGGCCCUGGCACUCGGUCCCGUUUUGGAAGUCAACGAGUAUGUCGAUGCCAUUUUGACUGUCGUAUUCGAUCACGCGAGAGCCCAGCGUGCGCAAUCGCACUCAUCGCAGGUGCUGCGCUCCAUUGUCUUCAGCAGUUACAAUGCUAGCCUCUGCACGACGCUCAACUGGAAGCAGCCCAACUUUCCUGUUUUCCUGUGCAACGAUCUUGGUAGAGAGGAGGUCGAGUCAGCGUCCACUAUGGCAAAUGCCCACGGACGACGCAGCACGUCGAUCAAGGAGGCAGUCAGAAUUGCCCAGAAUAACAACUUUAUGGGUCUAAUAUGCUACUCGCGACUUUUGGACUCGGUCCCUGCGCUUGUAGAUGCUGUCAAGUCGCACGGCCUGGCGCUCGUCAUGGACAAAUCGACCGACUCGCCCGACACGAGCCCGCUAGCGGAUCCUUUCCCGCGACCACCUAAAGGCGUAGACGGUGUUUUGAAGAAUCACGGCAUAUUGCGCUUCACCGACUCGAUAGACAUGUAG
Beauveria bassiana ARSEF 2860 is the source of this 3051-nucleotide messenger RNA. RefSeq names its product SPX domain-containing protein. The transcript is spliced from 5 exons. NCBI's taxonomy places the organism in Eukaryota, Fungi, Ascomycota, Sordariomycetes, Hypocreales, Cordycipitaceae. The coding region runs from base 1 to 3051 and encodes 1016 amino acids. The record is from RefSeq and is a predicted model, not a curated record. Gene Ontology annotation, molecular function: protein binding; phosphoric diester hydrolase activity; aspartic-type endopeptidase activity. Gene Ontology annotation, biological process: lipid metabolic process; proteolysis.